Messenger RNA from Manis javanica (Malayan pangolin), 8341 nucleotides. It is a transcript of the gene GAB3, whose product is annotated as GRB2 associated binding protein 3. Gene Ontology annotation, molecular function: signaling adaptor activity. Gene Ontology annotation, cellular component: cytoplasm. The record is from RefSeq and is a predicted model, not a curated record. Gene Ontology annotation, biological process: signal transduction. Lineage: Eukaryota; Metazoa; Chordata; Mammalia; Pholidota; Manidae.
CUCGGGGCGGCGCUGGGCGGGCGGCGCUGGGCCCGCCCCGCCGGCAUCCCCGGCCCGACUUCCUCCUGCCUCGGCCGGCCCAGCUGGAGGAAGCGGCGGUGGCGGCGCGACCAUGAGCGCGGGCGACGCGGUGUGCACAGGCUGGCUCGUCAAGUCGCCCCCCGAGAGGAAGCUGCAGCGCUACGCCUGGCGCAAGCGCUGGUUUAUCCUCCGGCGGGGCCGCAUGAGCGGCGACCCCAACGUCCUGGAGUACUACAGGAACAAGCACUCAAGCAAGCCCAUCCGUGCAAUAGACCUCAGCGAGUGUGCAGUGUGGAAGCACAUGGGCCCUGGCUUCGUUCGGAAGGAAUUUCAGAAUAAUUUUGUGUUCAUUGUCAAGACUACGUCUCGUACAUUCUAUCUUGUGGCCAAGACCGAGGUAGAAAUGCAGGUGUGGGUGUACAGUAUCACUCAGGUCUGUAACCUCGGCCACCUGGAGGGUGGUGCAGAUUCCAUGGAGAGCUGCUCUUGCAUGGCAUCCUCCCUGCAGCCAUCCCCCGCCAGCUGCCUUCAUACCAGCCCUGCUGUCAGCUCCUCCUCAUCUGGAGAUGACCCAGGGACUAAUACCACAGUCACUGAGGAAAGGAGAAGUGAGUCAGAGUUCCUCUCCCUUCCUGAUUACAUGAUUCUGUCCAACUGUGAGACUGGAAGACCACGCCAGGCCAGUCUACCCACCAGAUGUGAUAGCUGGUCCAACUCAGACCGCUCGUUGGAACAGGCUUCCUUCGAUGACGUUUUUGUUGACUGCCUGCAGCCCCUGCCCUCUAGUACCUUGGUCCAUGCCUCACGCCUUGGGAAUGGAUCUCAGGAGGCACCUCCCAUGAGGCCUCAGGCUGCCCCGAUCUGGAGUAGAGAUAUCAGUGGGCCAUCCAUGGACCGCUUUUCUUCACCAUUGCUGGAAACUUCCUUAAAUUCCACCAUUCACGUAGAUAAAAACCAAGGUUCCUUGCCCUAUGGGGUAAAAGAAGUAGACAUCAUGUUCAACACGCCACCUCCCCGCCCCCCUAAGCCAAGCUAUCUCUCUGAACGGUGCCAAGAGGAGCAGCACAUGUGGAGUGGGCACAGCAGCAUCCAGAAGGCAGAAUGCACUGCGGCACAGAGAAGAAUCUCUCUUUCUGGUUUAGAUAAUGUGCCAACCUGGAAAGCUGAUGUAGAAGGCCAAUCCUUAAGACACCGAGACAAGCGGCUUAGUUUAAAUUUGCCAUGCAGGUUCUCCCCAGUGCGCCCCACAGCCUCGGCCAGUGUUGAAGACAGCUACGUGCCCAUGGGCCCCCAGGCCACUGCCUCUGGUCUUGGACCUCACUUCAGCCCUGAUGACUACAUCCCAAUGAGCUCAGGAAGCAUCCCAAGCCCAUUGUCUGAGCUGCCUGCAGACCUGGAGCCACCCCCAGUGAAUAGAGAUCUCAAGCCUCAGAGGAAACCACGGCCACCUCCUCUGGAUCUGAGAAACCUGUCCACCAUCCGGGAGCACACAUCUCUAACCAGGUCCUGCACUGUGCCUUGCAAUCGAACCAGCUUUCUCUCUCCAGAAAGAAAUGGUAUUCAUUCUGCAAGAUUUUUUGCCCAUUCUGUUUCCAGAGAAGAGGAAGAAAGCUACAUCCAAAUGGAGAAGCACAGAACAGCUAGUUCCCUGAGCAGUGGUGCUCUGACGUGGACAAAGAAAUUCAGCCUGGAUUAUUUAGCCCUGGACUUCAAUUCGGCAUCACCAGCUCCUGUACAGCAGAAAGUUCUCCUGUCAGAAGAGCAAAGAGUUGACUAUGUCCAAGUGGAUGAGCAGAAGACACAGGCUCUUCAGAACACAAAGCAGGAGUGGACGGAUGAGAGGCAGUCCAAAGUGUGAGUGACGUGCGGUUGGGCCGAGUGGGAGUCAGUGGAGAUGUGGGUCGCCUUGAGGUUUUUUGCCAGAAUAGCACCAAUGCUUAGUGAAAAGCAAGAUCCGGAAAUAAUGUAUAAUUUCCAUGGGUUUGGCAAGAACCUCUGGGGGAGGGGAGCUAGUGGUAAGUACCGAUGGGGACAGCAGGGGGCUGUGAGGGAGUGCGCGUGCCUGGUCCCUGCUGCAGUGGUUUGGUUUCCAGCCCAGAGCCGCCCCCGGGGAUGCCUGGGGCUGGUGCUGUGGUCUUAAGGGGCAGAGAUGGGGGGUUCCACGGCACAGACUGGGGUGUAUAAAACUCUAUCCAUUCAGGGACGUUAGGAACAAUAAAAACAAGACUUGCGAGAAUAUUUUCCCCAGAAUUUGGUUAGAAAUCCCUCCAGUGGAGCAUUUUCAGUACAGAUGAGAGUCAGUAUUGCUACGAGGAGAAUAACCUAACUUGACUCCAAUACCUGAAAUUCUGACCUCUCUCCUGUGCUUCCACUGGAAUCGUAAGUUAACCUAGCAGAGAGGUCCCUGGAGACCAUCUUGUUCUGGCCCCUGAAGACACUGUUGAGGAGAUCAAAGCUAGCAAUGGUGGCAAUAUUUGCACUCCUUACUGCAAAGACUCCAGUGGACAAAUCACUUCUGUCCCGAAGACAGUUCAGCUGAUGGGCAGUGAGUCUUGGGUUCCAUGAUGGACCAGUGAGAUGACACUGCUGGCUCUGAGGGCAUCAUGGGUCAGCAGCUACCGGUGCCUGGGUAUUCUGUCCCUGCUGGCCUUUUUCCAGCAUGCUCUCACACGCAUCAUCCCAUUUCUCCCACUAAAAGACCUCAGAAGCUAGGCUUGGUAGAGUUUGCUGCUCCCACUUUGAAGAAAACUGAAAACCAGAGGUGGGAGCACUUUGCCCAAGAUCACUCAUGGAGCCAAGACAGCAUCAGGCUUCAAGUAGAGCCGGCUGGGCCGCCCAUUGCAGGCUCAUUCCAGUUUACAUGCUUCUGAGAAUUCUGAGGAAAUUUAUCAAUUCGGUCAAUGUCUGAAACGUGGGAAAUGUGCAGACGUGAGAUGAGUUAUCCUCUCUCCCUUUCAUAGAAUUUUGAGCAGGUGCUUUUAUAUUUAUAAGGUAUGUGUGGCAAGCCAGGGUUUCUUUACGUGGUGUUCAAACGGAGAAGUCAGUAGUCACCGCUACAAAUACCUCCCUCUGGUCACUGUGCAGUCUGCUCUUGGAUUGUUUGGUCCCUUGAGCCAGCUAAUGCUGGCAGAAUAUUUGCCACCUUAGGGAAGGCAUAACUUGAACCUGGACCCAAGCUUUUGAGCAGUGAAAGGAUCAGAGAACAAACAAACAAGUUCCAUUCUCAGGUUUCUAGCAAAUUUUUACCUUCUGCUUUAGUGAUGGCUAGAAUCUGACGGCAAAGAUAACCCCUUUGCAGUGAGGGUAUUAUGUCACCCCUUUCUUUAUGGGCACAGGGGGUUCAGGGGACCAGGGAUAAGUCUCACCUGGACAUGGGAUUGUCCUUAACGCUCCUUCCUGAUCACUGGAGCCCCUGCAGCCAGAAGGUGCAUGUGCUGUGCCGACUGUGCUGCAUCUUCUAUGUGCUGUAGGGUUUCACAGUUUUACACUAAUGUAAGAGUGAGUAAAUGCCAGUCUUGGUUUUUCAGACCAAAAAAGAAGUAAUUUUGAUGUUCAAAGCAGCAGGAUCUGGUGACAUCCUUUGCUUCCUGGAGCAAGGUGGAGGAAAAUUGCUGAGUGAUUUAACUGAGUUAAGAAUCCUUUUAGAGCCAGGUUGGGACCAUGACAGGCUCACUGUGCCCCUCAGCCAGCUCUGUCACACACACAGGCCAGAGCCCAACAGGACUGCGGCCUUCCCUGUGGUGCUUGUAAAUGCGUCACAGCCUCAGGCAAGAAUCCAGGGGUGCAGCCUGCUAGUUCCCAUAGAUGGUAGAUUCCUCAUGUAUGGGGCAUCUCGGUUCAGGUUUUUGAUUACCUGACACGGGCUCAUGUAGAAAAAUUGUAUGUCCUAGUAUCAAAAACCAUACCAGAUUGAAUAUAGAUCAGAAAAGAAAAUACAGCUAAACUUCUGUUGAUAGUAAAAAUAUGACCCAAUUGACUUUAAAAAAAAUCUCUUUCUAUAAAAUAUUUCAAGGAACAUAUUUACUGCACAAAGCAACACACACAUGAACUGUCUUGCUUAGAAGUGAUUAAUUAGGGUUUUAAACGAAAGGAUGACUUGAGCCUCAUUGCCAGUGUGUAUGGGAUUAUGUCCUGCUUUGAGAAAACUGCUAAUGGAUGGCCACACCAAGGCAGUGACUCGAGGAUGCAAAGGCUGGGUAGCGUUUGAGCUGAUGGCAGUGUGUGUGCCUCGCAAAGGAAUCACUACGGUGCUGGAGGACACAGUGCAUGUGUGACAUAGGUCUGUGAUCUCACCAGGGUCUGACAGUUGGAGGGCUUUGUAGCAAAAAUGAUCCCAAGUGUACAUGGCGUGUCUGGUCACUGUGCAGGGUACACCUUCUGAGAAGAUUUGGGAAUCAGUGGAACAGCAGUCAGUUCCCCAGUGCGCUUGGUGAUCCUUUUUGCUUGGUUUCCUUCUAUCUCACUUUGUUGGGAAAUUCCUCCCUAUAGGGGGUUGUGCAGAAUGGGGCACUGAGGGACCCCCCCAAGCCUCCAAGGCCCCACGGCCACAAAGCGCAUCAGGAGGGAGGAGCCCUGGGCCCAGCAAAGAGCUUGGCUACAAGGAUACAGAGAGAUCCUGUGGGGCCCAGUGUCCAGGCUGCUUCACUGCAGAGUAAGGCCACCUUGGCUCCUAUUCACACCGUCUUUGUACCCACCAUCUUGCUGAUUUCUAAAAAUUCAUUGUGUUUUUACUAUUUACUUUCUGGCAUUAAUAAAAUUCUUAUACAGAGGAAUCUUGACUGGAGUUCCCUAUUUCUUGUUUUAAGUGAUAGCCUUGGACAUCAGAGCACAGUUGGAAAUCUGAGUACAUGAAACUGCCAGUUUCAUUUUUCAGCCAACUUGCCCCGACUCUGCAGCCAAGCCACAUCUUGACAUCUUUUUUUUUAAGAAGCUAGCUUCAGUACUUGGCCGUGAAAUCCCUAGCCCUCCGUGAUACCAUGUAUGACUUGACCUUCAUCAUGAAUCAUCCUAGUGGAGACUAAAGGUGUUCUUUCUUGUUCCUCUACUCAUGCUCUGGUGUCCAUACCACCCUGCGUCCUCACACGUUUCACUCUAUCACCUCUUCUCUUCAGAAUCUCCUCUCUCCAUUUUGUCUUGACUGGCUCCUUCCCCUGCAGUAACAUGAAUGCUCAGGCCUCCCUCCCUUCCUCAACUGCACGAGUCUCCUCCUCCUCCCGCCCUACUUCACAGUAUCAAACUGUGAACCUCAUUGUAGAUUAAUCCUCCGGGGACCUUUGAGGGGACGCUCCAAUGUCAAUAUCGUUAUUCUCCUUUCCAAAUCCCCUCCUGAAGUUGAUGCCUGCCUGCAUUGAGGGGCUGGCCCUUCCCUUCCCUGACAGAAGUCCGCAGUGUUAUUCCUUGGAAAGUGUAAAGCAGAGAGACUGUGGACUGGGAGUUCCUAAACCCAGCCAAGGACUCAAGUCCCAUAUUGAAAACAGACGGGUAAGUGGAUGUAUACAUCCUGCAAGCUGUAAAUCUCAGCUUCUCCAACUCUGACCCUAAGAAGACUCUUCCAGCUGCCAGAAUCUUAGGGAUUUAUUUCAGGGAUGCAAGGAUGGUACAAUAUUCAUAAAUCAAUCAACGUCUUACACCACAUUAACAAAAAGGAUAAAAAUCACACAAUCACACUACCCUGAACCAAUGUCCUAUCCAUAAAUAUUCAGGCUGUGCCCGAAGUCCAGAUGCCUUGCCAAUAUGUCUGCACUUUAUGACCUGUAUACUCUCUCUGACCCCUACCAUUUAGACAUGCUUUCCCGACUCAGACUCUCAUAACUUUGCUUCUUCUAAGUAGAAAGAUGAUUUCUGUCAAAAACACAGGCUAGCACUGGUCCCUCCUGUUUGCUCAAAUAACAAUACUGGCAACAAUGAUAAACAAUUACUAAGUACUGUUUAUUAUGUGCUGUUCACUGUGGUAGACACUUUGUAUACAUGAUCUUAUUUCAUUCUUCAUCACAGCUUUCUCAGGUAGAUGGCAUUCCUCAGAUGGAGAAACAGAGGCUCAAGGAGGGAAAGUAGCUUCUAAAAAUCCACCAGGCUAAUAAGAGGCAGAGGUGGAAUUCAAGCCCAGGUUGGUCGAAGUCCAUCCUCGUCCUACACCACCACACUGCCUCAGUCAAGGCAUUAGAGAGGAAGCUAGAAAGCACCAAGUGAGAGGGUACUGAGUACCUGAGUUGGAGGGAGUGGCCACCAUCAGUGGGACAAAGAGUAGACCCUGGAAAAAGAUGGGGCUUACAGAGGAAAACCUUCACUGACUCAUCAGGUCUGCAUAGCAUUGUGAUCUUCAGUUGCGCACGGGAUAAAUUGCCAUGCUUAUCUACCCACACAGAGAGUAAGUCAGAACGCCACCAUUAAUCUAUAUGAUACAACACCGACACAGCUAAAGACAAUUUUCAUGAUUAUAAAAGAUGCCUGAUUAUUUUUUUUCAGAAAGGGAGCUUGGAUUCCAUUAAUCAAGAUAGGAUUUUAUACCGCUUCACGGUCUGUCACAAAUAUAGUCAUAACAGUAAGCCUGAACCAUCAAGAAAGUGUACAGUCAUAUUUUGUAAGCCCAAGAUGGUACAGUGAGUUCAUGCUAUGGAUGGCCUGCAAUGCCAAACACAUGGCAAUGAUGGACAAAAUACAAAAAGGUAAACUAGGAAAGGAAUUGUGUAGACAAAAAAAGAUAAUUGUUUCUGUGUUGAACUGGCAGGCUUGCUGGACUAGAAGCAAAUAAUGAUAGCCAGAAGUUAAGCUCCUGCAGGGCAUAAUGAUCUAAAAGUACUUUGAGCAAGAUGCAGGACAAAAGCUAGGCUCACUGCUUAAAGCCAAGGUCUAGGAUGGAACUGCCCACAAACCCAGGAACCCCUGAAUGUAAAUCUGACAAACAAAACUACUAGAAAAUUUGCCGGGGUCUUUGGGUCUGGUGAGCUGUUGCAGUCCUAAGGAGCUGAGGACACAGACAAGCCUGACUCACAACUACAAGCUGAGCUAAGGUGCCCAAGAGCUUCCUGGAGCAGUGACAUGAAUAUGUCUUGUUAAAUGGUUUUGAUCCUAACAACUGACUGGUGUUUCGCAAGAAUGCAGUAAGAAGGAAAUAUGCUAAAGAGAUUGAUUUCCUUCUAUCAUCAAGCUUCCACCUGUGGAAGAUGUAAAAUUAGAGAAGAUGAAAGACACUUUUUAGAAAGUGGGUUUUUUUGGUGGAUGUGUGCAAACUAUUUGCAAAAGCAGUCCAGAUAUUCUCAUGGUUCUCCUAACACUUUGUUGCAAUGACCGUGUGUCGGGAGCCGGUCCGAACCGCUGGCCUGAUGACACAGUCCCGGCAGUCGGAUGGAAGGGGCUGCACCGCAGCCUUCCCAGGGGAGCAACCCCGAUAUCCCUCCUGCUCAAAAUGUCCCUCCUAAUAAAUUUGCUUAUUUCAGCUUAAAUUCAAGCUGCCCAUUCACAGAAGAGGCCAUAUCCAACUGUCCCUGAAAAUUUUGGGUAUUGACCCUAAAGGAAAUUGGAAAAAACCACUACUGCCCUGUGACUACCCCCAGUGAUGGGAAAGUGAGACCCCAUGAGUACUGGACCCAAGUUUAUGGGAAAAAAGAUACGGAAAAUUUGCCUGGGUUGAGGUUCCUUCCCCCGCCCCUACGUGGCCUCCAAAUGGCAUAUUCAGUGAUUGAUGGUGACAGCUGGGUACAGAGAACAAAUGAUAUUCUGUGGCUAGCCCGCCAAAGAACAGACUGGCAAACUAUAAAACAAAUGAGAACAGGGCAUUACCUGACUCCAGAUCAGAAAAAUCUUCAUUGUAAGUUUUACUGAAAAUGGGUCCGAGGCACAGUCCAUGAAAUUUGUCCCUGCCUGCCAAAAAGUCAUGUCCUUUUGGAGAGAGCCUCUUUCUUUCCUACCGGAGAUGAGGAAUGGGAGUAUAGCUAUGAAAGAAUGAGGGCCCUACAUAAAAACAAUAAAAUAGUGAACUUUAGUCAUCUGUAAAAAAAAAACAAGAGUCUGGCACCUACCCAACCUUUGUAAGACUUUUUAACCGCAAUGACUAGAAACAAAGCUUACUCAGAAAAAGUCAACUGCUAGGACAUGCCAAAUGAUUUAAUUUCAUUUUCCAAACUCAUGUAACCAUGCUGUAUGUCAAAUGAUUACUAUCUGUACUUUAUGUAAUCAAAGAGUAUAAAAACAGUCUGCUACUUUUCAUUAAAGGCCAGGCUCAGCUUAACUUUGCUAGUGUCUGUGUCCUCAUUUGCUCAGUCGCCGACGCCGUUCCUCCUUCAGGGACUCCUGGACUCACUGGAGCUGGACUCCGGCAACU